Molecule: messenger RNA, 2263 nt
Organism: Cercospora beticola
Lineage: Eukaryota; Fungi; Ascomycota; Dothideomycetes; Mycosphaerellales; Mycosphaerellaceae
Biological process (GO): protein refolding; response to heat
Cellular component (GO): cytoplasm
Molecular function (GO): ATP binding; heat shock protein binding
Source: RefSeq, a predicted model, not a curated record
CUAUCUUUCACGCAUUGUAGCUACACAGCAAUUACAAUGAGCCUAGCAUCGCCUGCGCUGUUGCCCAAGGCGACAGCGACGCCGCUGCGUAUACUUGCGGCGAAAUCGCCAUCAACCACAACGCCAAAUCGCUACCACGAGCAUCGCCGCGGCCCAGCAGCAAACUGCCAUCGGACAUUCACAACUACAACUCACCAUCGCCCACGAAUACAACAGCCAUGCACAAAAAACACUCGAACAACCCGCGCCUUCCACACUUCCCCGCCUCUCCAGAUCAAGGAUCCUUAUGCUUCCCUCGGUGUUAAUACCUCCGCGACCGCAUCCGAGAUCAAAAAGGCUUACUAUGGCCUUGCGAAAAAGUACCAUCCGGAUACUAACCCGGAUCCCAAAGCUAAAGAGAAAUUCGCUGAAGCGCAAAGCGCGUACGAGCUCCUGAGCGAUAAGUCAAAGAAGGACAUGUACGAUCAAUAUGGUUCAGCGGCAUUCGAUGCGAAUGGAAAUGCGGCUGGAGGAGGUGCGGGUCCAGGAGCUGGAGGGCCUUUCGGCGGAGGAAACCCUUUCGGGGGUGGGAAUCCAUUCGGAGGCUUCGGUGGUGGAGGUGCUGCGGGAGGAUUUGGAGGGGCGGAGUUCAAUUUCGAGGAUUUGUUCUCAGCUUUCGGCGGUAGUGGAGCGAGGAGAGGGAGACCUGGAGGAAGAGGAUUUCAAGAGGAGGUUAUGGUGGGUGAGAAUAUUGAGGUGCAGACGAACAUCUCAUUCAUGGAUGCUGCAAAGGGUGUGCAGAAAGAUAUCACAAUCAACCCGUUGGUCAAGUGUAAGACUUGCACUGGGUCAGGAUUAAAGAAAGGAACUCAAAGGAGUGCUUGUAAGAGCUGUGAUGGUACUGGGACAAGAGUGCAUUUCAUGCAGGGUGGUUUCCAGAUGGCCAGUACGUGUGGCACUUGUGGAGGAACUGGACAACAGGUUCCGCGAGGUAGCGAAUGUGGCACAUGCAGAGGACAUGGAGCGGUAAGAGAGAAGAGGACGGUCACAGUGGAUAUUCCUGGUGGUGUGGAAGACGGCAUGCGGUUGAGAGUACUUGGUGAGGGUGAUCAUCCCGCUACUGGACAAUCCACCAACCCCGACGGAGCUACACAGAAGGGAGAUUUGUACGUCUUCAUUCGUGUGGCACCGGACUCGAAGUUCCAGAGGCACGGCUCAGAUGUGCUGUAUACUGCCAGUAUACCCCUGACGACUGCCGUGCUUGGAGGCGAGAUCACGGUCCCAACAUUAGAUGGCGAUGUCAAGGUCAAGGUCGCAACCGGCACUGGGACGGGCGACAAGAUUACAAUGGGCGGCAUGGGUAUGAAGAAGCUCAACUCGCGACAAGGAGCAAAGGGUGAUCUUCGCGUGGAAUUCAAGGUCAACAUGCCCAAAUACUUGUCGGUAAACCAGCGCACGAUCCUGGAAAUGCUGGCCGAUGAAAUGGGAGACAACAGCGCGAAACGGAUCAUGAAUCUGAACAAGAUGAACACUGACUCGUCAAAGAACACUUCUUCCACAUCCACGACAUCUUCGAAAACUGACAGCCACAAGGACGAAGGAUUCUUGAAGCGCAUCUGGCACGAUAUCUCUGGUCAGCACAACAAUCCCGAGGAGGACGCGAAGGACAAGGAUUCGAAAGAGAAGGAUGAAGAGCCAAAGAAGAAAGCUUCCGGCUCAGGCUCAUGAUGGAUCCUCUUGUACAUGUAUUCUGUGCAACACACUUGUCUAAGAUUAUCGAAUAUUCGAAGGAACUCUGUAAAUUUACGCAUGGCGAGGUGUUCAUUAGACCAUGAGUCACGCGCGAAGGGCAGCAUAGGAGGAAGAGGAGCUUGGAAUGGGGACCUGUACAGUAGUGUUGUCUUUGUCGUUGUCUCAAUCGGACAUCUCGACUCCACUUCAGACAAAUGCUAAUAUUCUGCAUCCAGACCACGAAUCUUGACCCGUCAGAACAGGGAUCAUCCAUCAAUCCACGAUGAAUAAAGUUAAGGUCCGCACUUUGGCAGCACUGUAACCUUUUCUGACGACAGACUGCAACGGCGAAUGUAAUAAUUUAGCACGCAAACGCACACAACUGCGCCUUGACUAAAUCAAAAUCCUAUCUCACUAAAUCAAAAUCUCGCCCCACAUAUUACUCCAAAUUUGUGCUCGGACAAGCGAGGCGAGCUUGCGAGCGAAGUAAGUACUCGGAGCAGCGAGGAACGAGCACAGCGACGACGUACGAUACCCGAGCGCGUAAGGCAUA